Oncorhynchus gorbuscha (pink salmon) is the source of this 10461-nucleotide messenger RNA. Its product is annotated as potassium/sodium hyperpolarization-activated cyclic nucleotide-gated channel 4-like. Gene Ontology annotation, cellular component: membrane. Gene Ontology annotation, biological process: potassium ion transport; transmembrane transport. The transcript has 8 exons. The record is from RefSeq and is a predicted model, not a curated record. NCBI's taxonomy places the organism in Eukaryota, Metazoa, Chordata, Actinopteri, Salmoniformes, Salmonidae. Gene Ontology annotation, molecular function: voltage-gated potassium channel activity. The coding region runs from base 242 to 4294 and encodes 1350 amino acids.
UCUAAACUGCCAGGUAAUGAUCGAGAGAGGAGCCUCUUCCUGUAUUUGCACCAGAAGAGCCACAGCCGCCCGUGUCAUGUGUAUCAGUGUAAUGCUUUCAGGGUUUGAGAUUAGCUCCAGACUGGUCGCUCUCACUCACAGAUAGGGAGCUGUGUGGUUCGUGGCAAUACUUCUCAACAGUAACCAUCCUAUUCUGGAUAUCUAUUGCAUUUGAAUUUGUUCGUUCCUUUUCAAUGUCAUAAUGGACAGGUUGCACUCCUCCAUGCGUAAAAGGCUCUACAGUUUGCCACAGCAUAUUGGACAGAAAGCUUCUAUUAUGGGCGAAGGAGAAGACGGCGACAAGGACACCCGGAGGAAGAGUAUUAGGAUGAAACCCUUGCCGUCACCAACCUCCAGAGGAAGCUUCAAAGGCAUCGGGGAGACCAGAAGUGGGGACACAGUGAUCAUGGAGACGGACAUUGGGAGACCAACGAAGACCAGUUUAAACGGAGAUUGUCGGAGAUUUCGUGGCAGUCUCUCCUCCAUCACCAGUCGGCAUGUGCACGACUCAGACUCGGCGGAGGAGAGGCACCUCAUCACAGAGGGGGACGUCACCCCGAGCGAGGAGAGCCCUCCCGGAGCUAUUGGCGGUGGGGCGGACCAAGGUGCGCAAGGCGCCAGUGGUGGUGGUGCUGGUGGUGCCCAACAUGCUUCUCUUGACCAGGAAUCAGGGUUCAUAAAGUUGGAUGGCAUUGAUCAAAUUUCCCCGGACGACGAGAGAUUGUACCAGGCAGGAUUCAUACACAGGCAGUUUGGGGCAAUGCUGCAACCGGGGGUCAACAAGUUCUCCCUGAGGAUGUUUGGGAGCGAAAAGGCAGUGGAACGGGAACAGGAGCGGGUUAAAUCCGCCGGAUUUUGGAUAAUUCAUCCUUACAGUGAUUUCAGGUUCUACUGGGACCUGACCAUGCUGCUGCUGAUGGUGGGGAACCUGAUCGUCAUCCCGGUGGGCAUCACCUUCUUCAAAGACGAACACACGCCCCCCUGGAUCAUCUUCAACGUGAUCUCAGACACCUUCUUCCUUAUGGACCUGGUGCUCAACUUCCGUACUGGCAUCGUCAAGGAGGACAACACCGAGAUCAUCCUGGACCCACAACAGAUCAAGAUCAAGUACCUGAGGAGCUGGUUCGUGGUGGACUUCAUCUCCUCUAUACCUGUGGACUACAUCUUCCUCAUCGUGGAGACACGCAUCGACUCAGACUUCUACAAGACGGCCCGGGCGCUGAGGAUCGUCCGCUUCACCAAGAUCCUCAGCCUGCUCAGACUGCUCAGGCUGUCCAGGCUCAUCAGAUACAUCCACCAGUGGGAGGAGAUCUUCCAUAUGACCUAUGACCUGGCCAGUGCCAUGGUGCGUAUCGUCAACCUGAUUGGUAUGAUGCUGCUUCUAUGCCACUGGGACGGAUGUCUGCAGUUCCUGGUUCCCAUGCUGCAGGACUUCCCCCAGGACUGCUGGGUGUCCAAAAACAAAAUGGUGAACGACACAUGGGGACAGCAGUACUCCUACGCCCUGUUCAAAGCCAUGAGCCACAUGCUGUGUAUCGGGUACGGCAUGUACCCACCUGUGGGCAUGACGGACGUGUGGCUCACCAUCCUCAGCAUGAUCGUGGGCGCCACCUGCUAUGCCAUGUUCGUGGGUCACGCCACCGCACUCAUCCAGUCUCUGGACUCCUCCCGUCGGCAGUACCAGGAGAAGUACAAACAGGUGGAGCAGUACAUGUCCUUCCACAAGCUGCCGGCUGAUAUGAGGCAGAGGAUCCAUGACUACUACGAGCAUCGCUACCAAGGCAAGAUGUUUGACGAGGAGAGCAUCCUGGGAGAACUCAACGAGCCACUCAGAGAGGAAAUCAUUAACUUUAACUGUCGAAAGCUGGUGGCUUCCAUGCCACUGUUUGCCAACGCGGACCCCAACUUUGUGACCUCCAUGCUGACCAAGCUGCGCUUCGAGGUGUUCCAGCCCGGAGACUACAUCAUCAGAGAGGGCACCAUCGGCAAGAAGAUGUACUUCAUCCAGCACGGAGUGGUCAGCGUUCUCACCAAGGGCAACAAGGAAACCAAGCUCUCAGACGGAUCCUACUUCGGGGAGAUCUGUCUGUUGACGCGGGGUAGAAGGACAGCCAGCGUCAGAGCGGACACCUACUGCCGUCUGUACUCUCUGUCUGUGGACAACUUCAACGAGGUCCUGGAAGAGUAUCCCAUGAUGAGACGGGCCUUCGAGACCGUGGCUCUGGACCGGCUGGACCGCAUAGGGAAGAAGAACUCCCUCCUGCAGCACAAGGUGCAGCACGACCUGAGCUCCGGUGUUCUCAACUACCAGGAGAACGAGAUCAUCCAGCAGAUUGUGCAGCAUGACAGAGACAUGGCCACCUGCGCCCACCUCCUCCAGAACAUUCCUCCACCUCAGCCCCCGUCUCCGGGGCACACCCCCGUCAUCUGGGCUCCCCUCAUCCAGGCACCCCUGCAGGCUGCUGCCGCCACCACCUCUGUGGCCAUCGCCUUGACGCACCACCCCCACCUCCCACACCUCCCCUCCACGCUCUUCCGCCCACCGGUCACGGUCCUGGGCUCCAGGAACCUCCAGGACCCUCCCCCCGGCCGGCUGAAGAAGUUCCACACGUCGGCGCCCACCUCCUUCAUGGGACCUGACUCCCCCUCCAGCACCCCAUCUAAACUGCACUGCUCUGGGAUGGAUACAGCCCUGCUGGCCUCCUUCCGGGCCCACCACACGACUCAGGGGUCAGGGGCAGCCAGCUCCAGUCAGCAGGCGUCCAGCAGCAGUGGAACCCAGCCUGGGCCUAGUGGGGCCUCCGCCUUUCCCUUUGGGCCUUUCUCCUCCUCCGGGGGCUCUCCCUCCCACAGCACGGCCCAGCUCCAUUCACAGCCCCAGACGCAGCAGCCAUUCCGCUGCACCACCCCGCCUCUCGCUGCCCUCUUCCAGCAGGGAGCUGUGGGGGGAGCAGGGAUGGGUGGAGCAACAGGGGGAGCUACUGGGGGGGCUACAGGUUGGUCUUCAGGAGGCGCUAUUGAAGGUGAAGUAGGAGGAGCAAUAGGAGGGGCUGAUGAGAGGGCCACAGGUGGGACAAUAAGAAGGGCCACUAGUUGGGGUAGACGUGGAUCUAUAGAAGGAUAUACCACUGGAGGGCAUAUAGGAGGAGCCACUGGGGGGUACUCAGGAGGAGCUAGUGGUGGGCACAUUAGAGGAACUAGUGGAGGCCAUAUACGAGCUACUGGUGGAGCAAUGGGAGGGGCAGCUGGAGGGCAUAUAGGAGGGGCAAUGGGAGGGGCUAUAGGUGGAAUGACAAUUGGAGUUCUGGGUACCUCUAGUUCUGGUUGUAGUAUCAGCCCCCAGUCCACUGGUUCAUCCGGCAACAUUCAGUCCUGUCAACUGCUCCACAGCCAGCUGCCCCUAAAUCCUCCACAGGUGGGCUCCCUGCAGCAGUUUGCAGGCGGGGGCAGGACUCCUAGUGCAUUCUACCACUCCCCACCUCCAGGCUCCCCAUCCUCCUCCUCCACCCUGCAGGCCCCAGAGGGUUCCCCAUCUCCCUUGGCCCAGUUCAGCCUGGCAGGCUUACAGUCUGGACUUCAGUCUGGCCUCCAGUCUGGCCUGGUCCCUCAGCUGUCCCUGGAGAGGUCUGCCCUGGCCUCGUUGGCCCAGUACGGCUCAGCUAACGGCUCGCCCUGCUACACCCCCCUGGGGCCUAGCCCCACGGUCCAAAGCCCAGUCACAGGAAGGACUUUCCACUACAGCGACUCCUCCAGUGCCACUGGGUCCCACAGCUCUCUGCUCAUGCCCCAGACCUCCCUCCCCAGCCAGCAGCACGCAGCCGGCAGUGAAUCUCUGCUGGGGCUGGGCAGCUUCUCUGAGGAUAUGAAACUAUUGUCCUGUUCUAACCCCUCCCUGCCCCAGGAUGUGGCCCAGGCCAUGGGAUACUCCUCACUCCCACGUUCCUCACCCUCUCGCAGCUCGCCCCCACGCUCCUCACCGCCUCGCAGCUCGCCUCCACGCUCCUCACCCCCGCGCUCCUCCAUGGAGCCAGGAUACUGUCUCUCCUCGCCCUACUCCUCCCCCAUCCUAGUGCCCAAACCCUGUAGCUCGGUGUCAGGACACAUGGCUCCUCCUGUCCCUGCCCAGAUGUCUCCAGGACACCUGCAGCACCAGACUCAGUCCCCCGUGGCCUCCCCGGCCCUGCCGCCACGGAAAGGCUCGGCAUCCCACUCUGAACUAGAACCUGUCCGCUCCAAACUAACCUCCAAUUUGUGAGGUUUGAUCACACCCUCCCUGGACUAGUACACAAACAAUCUUCCUGUAUGAUGUCAUUCUCUUCUAGGCUUCACUGUGUUCUAAUCGUUAUCAUUUCCACCAUCUUAAUAUUACUGUGAUUUAAAAGAUGACACUUAACCAGGUAACUUCUAGCUCCCUAGACUACUACACUUUGUUUUUGUUUUGUCCUUCUCCCUUUUUUAUUCAUACGUAUAUACAUAGAAAUAUAUUUAAAAGAUAUGCUAAUCAAUAGACAGGAGAGUGUGAACAGAAAAUGAUAUCCAUUUAAGAGAUGGUCAUUUCUUUGUUUCUAACUAUGCCAAAUUCAUAUGACGGGGUUUGGUUUGAUGGUUAGAUGGACAACACAAUAGUACUUUUUUGCAGGAACCUAUGCACUAAUACCUGCAUGUAUAGAUGCUUUUUUGUGUGUUUUAAAAGAACAGAAUCAACCUUUUCAGUGGCAAAUACAUGCUUCAAUAAGAGCAGACUGACUUAUUUUUUAAUUCCAUACAGGAUCACAUGUUGUUGAUCCUUUAUCAACUAUUAUCAAUGAGAUGACUUAUUUAUCCACUCUAUAGACUUCACGAAAUCUUCCGAGGUGGAGAAGAGAUUUUAGGAAACCAAAAAUAAUUUGUCUCCCCUUUGGCCUGUGUGUUGUUGUAUUGUCGUAAUAUUGGGGGGUGUUGAGUGGGCUACAGGCCCUCCAUCCCUGUAGGGAGACAGACAUCAAGUAUGAUGUGUUAGUGAUAGGCUUCCUGCAGUGUCCUCAACCCUGUCCUAACAAAUUCACUUUGUCUUCCAAGCUCUUUCAUGCCGCAAAUGUUUUGGAUGGACAAGGACAAGUUGAGCCCUGCAAUCUGUGUGCUAGUGGACAGAGUGUGUGCAUUUAUGUGUGUGUGUGAUAGUGACUGAGUGUGAGUGUGUGUUUGAGUGAUUGUCUGUGUGUUUAAGAGAGAAAGAGAGCGAGAGUAGUCUAAUGCAGGAGAAGACUAACCAAGGAGGGUUUUGCCUUUUCACAAAACUAGGACGACCAUCCCAGCUUGUGUGUGGAGUUGUGUACCUACAGGACUCUUCAAUCUCUCAAUGCUAGAAAACACUACACUCACUAGUGCUCCCAGAGCCGUCAAUCACACAUACUUCACAGUCAGAUAAUGUAGCGAACACACAGGAAAUAGACCAUUUGGACAUAAGCAAUUACGUUUGUUAUUGUAAUGAUAUCAGAUACCUGUUGAAGUGCUGCUUGAUAGAAAAGAUCUUACCACUCCACAUUACUACCCACAGCUGCUAGACGGUCAACAUUGACUGCCAGUGUUGAGUUGAACAUGUUGAAUGUAUGCGCGUUUCAUGAAUGUUUUAUUUAGAAUAAAUAUGGGUCAUGCGGUUUUACAUCAAGGAGGUACAGACAGAAAGACGGGUCGUGAUGGAAUAGAAAUGGUAGUUGUGGACAAUUUCAUAGACCUGUAUGUUGAGGUUAAUCCCAGCGGACAAGAAUGGUUGAAAUGACUUCAUUUCAACCAACCAGCUGUAUGCCUGGCUGUGUGUUCUGUAUAGAUAGGUAGCAGUAAUCACCUCUGCUUCUCUCCACAGCCCAUCCCUCUCCUGCUCUCCUGCCCAUCAUAAGGAGCAACAUGUUACCCUGGGUUCAAGACAGCUGGGUCCAUCUCUAUCUCAGUCACACCACUCAGACACAACACUCUUUUUAACAACACAGCCCCUGACCUCUGACCCGUGUAGGCCAGCAUGGGCUAGUUGACAGAAGUGCACAGUGACCACACUCUAGUCCCUCAUUACUACCUCCCUCAGCAGGCCUGUAUCAAGGGCUAACCACACACACGCACACACACACACACACACACACACACACACACACACACACACACACACACACACACACACACACACACACACACACACACACACACACACACACACACACACACACACACACACACACACACACACACACACACACACACACACACACACACACACACCCAGGCACAUGGACAUGCCCACACUCAUGCACAUGCAUACACACACACAAGCCUUGGCAGUCUCCCAGUGCAAAUCGCAGUGUUGAAUUGAAUUAAUUUGAACAGAACAGUAAGAUAUUUAUUAAUUAAAAGGGCUUUUAAAAUGAGUUCUGUUCUCCUAUUGGAGUGAAUGCAGAUCUAAAGUAUCGGUUUUAAAUCGUCUCUCUUUCUCUCCCUCCCUCUGUUUGUUGUUGUUGUUUUACACCUGGUCUUCUUCUGCAGCGAGGCGCUAUAUAUCUAGAAAUAUCUGAAAUAUUUAUUCACUGUCUGUGUCUGUCUGGCAUGUGGCACAUGACUCCCUGACAAGCCGGGUUGACAGUGGGAAACCCACAGACAUCACCUCAGACAGACAGACAGGGAGGGAUUUAUUCUCUCAGAUAGAACACUCAGCAGCGUGAUUGGCUGGACACAGGGAGGGAACAGGGAAGUGAUCAGCUCCAGCAGGGGAAUAUUAAUGUCUGUAGUGUUUACAGUGCAAUCGUUAAAGACUGUGACUGCUGGAGCUGUUAAAACACAAAGCCAAUAGACUGCCGUGGCUGUUUCACAUCUGAACAAAAAAACAACAAGAACCUCAACCGGUUUGUUUAUUUUCCACAAUAUGACCUUAUUAAGUCCAAGAGUUGGGAAAUGUGACUACUUUGGAUCGGGGUUGAGGGAGCUAGUGGUUGAGACAGAGGAGUAAAUGUGAGGAGACACUGAUAGAUUGGAGGAAUGACGUGGUUGGACAGACGGUCAGGGCGCUGACAGGUAGACAGCCAGCCCAUGGGGUUCGCAGGCUGACGAGCUGCUUGUUUUCUGGGGGACGUUGAAGGCAUGUCAACCCUGCCUUAUGAUUGUUCCUGAGCGCUGGUGUAGGUUUGUGGGAGGGAGGAGGAUAUUGAUUUGUGGGUACUUGAGGCAGAUUUUGGGUGUUGCUAAGGUAAUGGUGUGUGUGCCUGUGCGUUUGUACAUGUGUGUCUGUAGGAGAGAUCGCAACCCAUCGUUCUCAACCCAGUGCCAGGGUCGAUGUCUGGGAGUGGUCGGUGUCUGAAGAUGGGUGGGCAGGGGAGGCACAGGUCAUGGCUUAAAGAGAGAUAGGCGCAAGACAGUGAUCGAUUAGCUGGGUCUGGACCUGAAAGACCUGGGACGUUAUCACAGAUAAGGAGGUGCAUAGUGUGUCAAUCAUUCCAGUCUGCCGCUGUCAUUCAGGGAGCUGUCAGUGUCCCGUCUGAAUGUACAUGACUCUGUCUCUCACCUAGGCCACACCUCCAUAACACUGAACUGUCUGGUCUUCCUUUGAUGCUAUUUGUUCUUCAAGUGGAUUUGGUUAUCUUUGGCCAUGUCUACACUUAACACUUACAUGCAACUUCUGCUAUCAGGAUAGGAAGAUCGCAUUGAAAAGACGGGUCUAGAUGCACAACAGUCCCAGUGGCCCGAUUGUGUUCAGAUCUGCCUGACCACUUCAGGAGGUGGUCAGGGACGUAUUGUGUGCAGAUUUCUCCUCAGUCUGGACACAAUCAGGCUACCGAAAGUUCAUACAGUGGGCAACGUCAUCAGCACUCUGCCCACAAGUCUCCAGAAAACGUGUGUUUUGGGUGCGAGAGGCACCUUUUCAUAAUAAUGUUGGAGGAAAUACAUACCUAGCAUGGGAGGAACGCAUUUACUGGCUUCAUAAAUGCUAGCCAGCUAGCUAAAAUAAAUAAAAACACAAUGUUUUGUUUGGCUAGAGUUAUGCUAACCCGUUUGCAAUCGCUUUAGCUUUGCUAGCUAGCUUGCUGGUUAGUUACAGAGGUUAGUUGGCUAGCUACAGCAGUUGGCUACUGCCAUCAAGUUGUUUUGUUAAUAUCAGAUUUAGCCUGUUCCAACAUUUGCAGAAUGUAUACCGCAUUUGAAUAUAGGGAAAAGGGAACCCGGACACAAUGUGGACACGGUAGACAUUUAAAUGUAGGUGUAGAGGUAUGAGGUGUUCAGAAUUGAUCAGAACUCCAUGAUCAGAAUACAAAAGCUGCAUGAACUGUCAAGUCUAGACAUGGCCUUUGAUUAAUUGCUGCUGAUAAAUGUGUAGCUUUCUAUAGAUUGUCUUUAAGGAUGUCUGUGGGGAACAGAGGCAAACAGAGGCAUACCAACUUCAUGUCCUUGGAGAUUUCAGAGCUCAUCCAUAAAGACCAUCUAUAGUAGACUAUAAAUAGACUUAAUUCUACAAAACAGUGAACUGUGUUUGAAUUCUACAUAUCAGAGACUGACUCAAUAUACAGUAGAGCUAUUUCCAUUCCAUUUCCCUUUUACCAUCCAUCCAACAUGGGAAGGUUGAUGUGUUGUGGAAUGCCAGAGAAUGCAUAUGAAGGACAUAUCAAGGUACAGUGAGAGCGUGGCAAAUAAAGACUACUCAAUCCAAAUACAAACAGCCCCUCCAUUCUGAAUUCAUUUCAGGGUAGGCAGACAUAACCCUUGGAUGUUGUCUUUCUGUAAUUCAGUAAAAACAGACCAAACAAGUUUUCUGUAGAAUGGCAGGGUGGAAGUUCAUUCUCCUUCCUUCUGCCUGCAGAUGUAUGUCAUUGUGUUCACCUCUGUCCAGAUCACUCCAGGGCCUUAGUGUGUUAGCAUGCUCUGGUCCUAUAGCACUAGCCAGGGCUGGAGAGCUGGAGGAAGUGGAGGGAAUGGGAUUCUGUGCUGCUGUUGUAGUGCUUCAUCCCGGACUCUUGUCUGUAUGGGAGACUUGGAGAAGCUUCUCCUGGCAUACCCAGCAGCAUUUCACAUUCAGGGCGGUCUCUAUAACACAACACAUUUUGAUUCCAUUUGGACCACUCCCAAUUUCCGAACCUAAUCUUUGCCUCCCCACUUCCCAUUGUGCUGUAUUACUGGGCCGUGAAUGUGGGUGGGGGAAUCCAGUGGUGCACACUAAAAGGAAAUCAGCUGCAGUGAUUGAGGAUUAGAGGUAACAGCAGCAGAAUUGAACCUGCUAUUUCGGAGGCUGGGAGGAGAGAAACCGUUGUGUUUACUAGACGCCUUCAUAACUCAUUUAGAACCACAGAUUCAUUCUUAACCUUCAACAAACAAACCAUCCCAUCCUAUGUAGGCAUCUGAGGCAGGGACACAUGUAGCAACAUAUUUCAAAUAGAGAAAUUGAAUGUGGUUAAAACUACUGUUUAUGGCAGGGCCUGAUGCAACUGACCUCUUUUCCACUCUACUUCGGUCAGAUAGAAUAACAUGAAAAUGAUGUGAGUUUAAUCCCUAAGUAUGCUGUUGGGAGCAGUGUUAAGGGUGCAACCCGGAUAUGGCCCAGUUUAGUGAGAGUGUAGCAUGUGAGUGCGUCAAAUCAAGGAUGGGUGGUACGCAUGAGUGUGCAAUUCAGAACCGCAUCACCUAGCAACACAGAGGCGUCAUGGGUGUUAGUCAAACAAGGCUGCUUUGGAGCAAGACCCUCCAGUUCUCCUCACUGGCCUAGGGGGGAAAGGGCAUACAGUACAUGAAGUGGAGGUGAACCAACCUGCUUCUCUCUCUUACUGUAGCUUUCGUCUUGCUGAACUAUGUAUAUCUCACAUACUCUGAUGAUACUUAGGAUCAUAUGUCAAUGUAUAUUUGCGUAUACAGAUUUAUAUAUUUCCAUAGGACCUAUUUAUAUUUCUGUAUUUAUUUUAGAUUCUUAAGUGACGUCAUCAUCACCAUGAUAAAGAUAAGCAAUGUUCACCAAACUGUGUGUGUGUACAGAUUCAUAUCAUCAUUGUGGUUUUUAAAAGAAACACAUUGUUUGCAUUGUAUAAUCUCUUUGACUUUGGUAAUGUGCAGGAGUGGGACAUGACGCUCUACGGUACAUCACUCUCUAUCAGAUGGCUUUGUUCUGUUUUGUAACCGCAGUGACAGUCCCACAGCUCUCACACAGACACAUCUCUGCGGAGGACAGUAUUUUUGACCUCGUUGCUAUUGAUCAAUGGAUAUCAAUAUAUAUUUGCUGUGUUUAAAAUGGGAACCAUGGGAUAUAGCAAUAAGGGAGAUGUACAGGUAUGUUGUGACUGGCUGUGUUUACCAGGCACUGUGCUAUCAGCACGACCAGCGCUGUCCAGUAACAAUGUGGAUGAUGAGGGGGGAACAAAGCAUAAAUGGGGUUGUUGAUAAGCACACAUACUGGAUAAUAUUACAAAAGGUAUCGAAUAAAAU